Molecule: messenger RNA, 4162 nt
Organism: Hemibagrus wyckioides
Lineage: Eukaryota; Metazoa; Chordata; Actinopteri; Siluriformes; Bagridae
Product: calcium-responsive transactivator-like
Exons: 11
Coding region: 300-1463 (387 amino acids)
Biological process (GO): positive regulation of transcription by RNA polymerase II; positive regulation of dendrite morphogenesis
Cellular component (GO): nucleus
Molecular function (GO): transcription coactivator activity
Source: RefSeq, a predicted model, not a curated record
CAAGUGCAGGUGUUUCCUCCGUGUAGACCACGGGGCGGUUUCAGCAUCUCCAUCUCCGACACCGUCACUGCCGUUCUGAGUCUUUUUAUUUUCAAUGCUGUAUUUUCCAGUUUUUUUGUCCAUUUCCAAGAGUUUAUCUUUUUGCGAUAAAGAACCUUUUUCGUGUACGGACUCCCCUAUUUUCUUCAUAAUUAUUACUACCGACCUGUCUAUGUGACAGGCGCUUGAAAGCCAGAGAAUAAAUAUUUGAAUAAAAUCCUUCUCAUAUUCAGAUUUUUUUAUUCCUGCUAUAAAUAGAAAUGUCAGUCGCAUUUUCAUCAACACGGCCGAGAGGAAAAGGUGAAGUCACCCAACAGACGAUACAGAAGAUGCUGGAUGAAAAUCACUAUCUGAUUCAGUGCAUUAUGGACUAUCAGAGCAAAGGAAAGACUGCAGAGUGCACACAGUAUCAGCAGAUUUUACACAGAAACCUGGUUUACUUGGCCACAAUAGCAGACUCCAACCAAAACAUGCAGUCCCUCUUACCCGCGCCUCCAAACACGGGGAUGAGUAUGGGUGGAGGUGGGAUGGGAGGGAGCAGUGCAGGAGGAUCUCUACACUCUCAGAGUAACCUUAAUGACAGCAUGGCUCCUUCCUCACUAAUGCAGAGUCAGAUGAGUAAUGGCCCGAGUCACACCCCCAUGCAGCAGCAGCAGCAACAGCAGCAGCAGUCCGGCGCUUCCACCUCAUCCAUGAGCUCCGGGUCGAGCUUCACUCAUUCAGUGCCCUCAUCCUCAUCAUCACAGGGCACAGCACUGUACCCACCCUCUCGCACCAACCUCAACAUACAGUCCAGCCAAGUCUCUAUGAUGCAUCAACAAGGUUCAGGACCUCAUUACUCCUCUUCUGGAGGUCAGCACUAUCAGGGGCAGCAGUCCAUGGGCAUGAUUGGACAAAGUAAUCAAGGCAACAGUAUGGUCUCACAAAGGCCUAUCGGGAGCUAUCGUCCUGCUCAGCAAGGAUCGCAGUACAUGGGUCAGGAGGAGUUCUACGGAGAGCAGUAUGGACACACUCCGAGCUCCAGCGAGCCUAUAAAUCAGCAGUAUUACCCUGAUGGUCACAGUGAGUACUCAUAUCAGCAGUCUUCUUACGGAGAGCAGAGUUAUGAGAGAUCAUUUGAAGACUCAUCACAGCACUAUUAUGAAGGCGGAAACUCUCAGUAUAGCCAACAGCAGUCACAAUAUCAGCAGAGCUCAGGUCAGCAGCAGACAUUCAACCAACAGCAGUACCAAUCACAGCCAGGAUACAGCAACCAAGGACAGGGUUAUGGUCCAGGACAGGGAGCUCCAUCUCAGUACUCUCAGUAUCAGCAGGGUCAGAGUCAGCAGUAUUCCUCAUAUCGAUCUACACAAUCUACUUCUGGCCCUCAAACGCAGAGAUCUUACACUUACGAACAGGGUCAGUAUGGAAACUACCAGCAGUAAUGAUACACUGCCAUGUUGAUCAUUCAGCAAACCAAUCAAAUAAACAGGAUCGCAAACGCUGUGUUCCUAAACUGACCAUCAGGUCGUGCUGUCCAAUGAAAGAAUUGGUUCGUCCAAAAAUAUUUUAGCUUCCAUCUUUUUAUGCAGCUUGAGAUCGGAAACCACUCUCACUGUUUGUCUAUUUAAACAGUUUAAUAUCCUGGCUACUUUCUUUCACCUACCUCCUCUUCAUUUCUCACAGGGAUUUAGACCUUAUAUCUCUGUACAGAGAUAAGGUAAUAUAUCACACAGAAGAAAACUGACUAACAAUACAAAUUCUACUGAAUACGUUCGUCAUCUGUUUAUAUGAAGUGUGUAAAAUAAGUGUGUGAUAACAUUCCUAGUGUACAUCAGAUGUUGUUAUGUGUUACAUGUUAAAAGUGCAGGAGUUUUCUAGUUUUGCGUACUGUUAGCGGCACCUCAGUAUGGGUUUUUCUAAUUUUUCUCUAUUUAAUGCUUUCUAUUUUUAUAGCUGUUUUUACAGUUUUCAAAAGAAGCAGGCGUACCAAUCCCAACAUUCCCCAAGAAAUAGUCACAUUCACAAUCACACACCAAUCUCCACUAAACACCAGUAUUCUCAAAAUCAACACUGUUAAACGGCAACAAUUCACCAAUAUUCAUCAAACACCAAUGUUUACUAUUCAACAUCAUUAAACACCAACAUUCUUUAUCCUUCCAAUCGUAAUUAAACACCAAGAAUUACCAAUAUUGUUUACCUGAAAUCAGUACUCACCAUGAAACACCAUUAAUCACCAACAUUCUUCAUUAAACACCAUUAAACACCAAUAUUCACCUUCCAGCUAUUAUUAUUAAACACCAACAUUCUUCAUUAAACACCAAUAUUCAUCUUCUAGCCAUUAUUAAACACCAACAUUCUUCAUUAAACACCCAUAUUCACCCUGCAACCAUUAUUAAAAACCACCAUUCUUCAUUAAACACCAUUAAACACCAACAUUCUUCAUUAAACACCAAUAUUCAUCUUCUAGCCAUUAUUAAAUAUCAACAUUCUUCAUUAAACACCAAUAUUCACCUUCCAACCAUUUUUAAAAACCACCAUUCUUCAUUGAACACCAUUAAACACCAAUAUUCACCUUCCAACCAUUAUUAAACGCCAAUAAUUACUGACAUAGUUUAACUGGAAUCAGUUUUCACCACCCAAUGGUAUCAAAUACCAACAUUCAUCAAUGCAACACCUUAAACAUCAUCAUUAAACAUCAGUAUUCCCCAUCCAACACAUUAAACACCAGCAUUCACUAUCCGACACCAUUAAACAACAAUUUUCACCAGGGUUCCUAAUCCAACACCAACAUCCAACACUGAAACUACCGAAAUUAUUCAUUAAACAUUCAUCAAUUUCUGUUAACUUUCUAUCCGUCACAAGAACAACACCCCUACACACCAGUUUAUUUGUUUUUCUUAUGAAGUAACUGUUCAGGUUAUCUAAAUAUCCAGUCAGAAUUUCUGUAAUGUUUCUAACUGAUUUGUUAUGCUAUAUUUGCUAUAUUGCGUACUCUAGGUUUUAUUGUCUUUGUUCCAUCCUGUGUACAUAAACUGUGAAGACUUUUGAAAAUAUGAAAAAACAAAAUCAUAGCUCAGUUGGUUUAUCACUCAUUGCUCACUCGUAUAUGGGCUUUACAUGUACAUUAUUGCAGAAUUUGUGUUCUUUUGUGUAUUGUUCAUAUUUUAUACAAAUUAUUCACGCAACAUAGUAACAGAUAACUAGGCAUGUGCCAAUAUAAAGGUUUUAUAUAAGUAAUCGUUGAAAUAUUAAUACGUUGAACAGGUUUCUAUAGUAACAACUUGCACAGGGAUUUGUAUGAUGGAUGUACCACAUAAACAGAUGAUAUGGUAAGGUUUUCUGUCAGGAGAUGUUUAUUUAGUAUUUUUGGAAGGAGUCUCCAGUGUCAGCACUUUGGAACAGCUGUAUAUUUUACUUUUCAGACACAGGGAAAGUCUUCAAUCCAGAGGACUUUGCAGUUUCUCUGUAACAAGGUGCAUUUUUUGUUGUUGUUAUUGUUUAACAUUCCGGAGAGAGAAGAAAAAAAGGACACUACUGUUUAUAGCUGCUAUAGCAUAACUUGUUUCAUGAACGUUCCACAACAUAAAUAUUACUAUAAAUAGAUAAAACUAUUACAUGCCAUCUUUAAUAAAUUAAAAUUGUAAGCACUGGCAGAUUGCUGUGGUAUAAGAGAUAUGAAAAAUCUUUGGGACAUGUAGUUUUAGGAAAAUAAUCAACAACUUUGGGGUGGUGCCAUAACUCAUUACACCACCCCGUUAUUAUUGAUUAUGCUCCUAUGAUAGCAUGUCCCUAAGAGCUUAAUCCUAACUUAUCAGCACAUAACUACCUGUAACUACAUAACUGAUUUUGUCUGUUUAUGUAAUAAUAUUUAUAUUAUUUUUUACUUGGAUGUUUUUUUCCCCGAAUUUGUAGGAUUCAUUUACUUUAUUUUAAUUUUGUUGAAGGGAUGAACAUAUUUAUCAGAGCUGCACAUUCAUCCUCUCGUCUAGCAUGACCUCUUAUGACAUGACAACAUUUGUUGUAGUUUUUUUUUUUUUUAUCUGUAUAUUUUGACAUUUUAACCGUAAUAGUUUUUUAUUGCUUGCUGGAUUCCAGGAACACAGAAGAUUAAAUCUGUGACCAAUUAUAGCCAAAGCUUACA